AUGACUCGGAGCCUGGAACUUGCAGCUCGCGAAUGCCUCUCGGAACCCUGUGCUGCUAUGUUAACUCCUGGCGGAAUUGAGGAGAUCCAGGAUGGUCUCAAGAGGAAGCGAUUUACUAGUGUUGAUCUCGUGAAGGCUUAUCUCGCUCGCAUCGACGAGGGCCCGCGGUCCCUCCACGGCAUCCCGAUUCUGCUCAAAGACAACAUCGCAACACUGCACAGCGAGGGCAUGAACACCACCGCAGGGUCCUACGCCCUGCUCGGCUCCGUCGUUGCCGGCGAGUCCUUCGUCGCCGCGCAGCUCCGCGCGGCGGGUGCGAUCCUCCUGGGCAAGUGUACCCUCUCCGAGUGGGCGAACUGGCGCGGCACGGUGCCCUCGGGUUUCUGCGGGCGCGGCGGCCACGGCACGAACCCGUACGUCCCGCUGGGCAACCCGUCCGGCUCGAGCUCGGGCAGCGGGAUCGCGGGCGCGGUGGGCCUCGCGACGGCCACGCUCGGCUCGGAGACGGACGGGUCGAUCAUCAGCCCGAGUGGUAACUGUAAUGUGGUGGCCUCAAGCCGACGGUGGGGCUUACUUCGCGCGCAGGGGUACGUGGUGCUGCUCUGGCUCAGACUGAUCCCAAUCUCAGAGCACCAGGAUAGCGUCGGCCUCAUGUGCCGCAGUGUCGCGGACUGCGCUAUUGUCCUCUCGACCAUCGCGGGGCGCGACCCGCACGACAGCUACACGCUGAACCAGCCCGCGCAGGUGCCCGACUACACCAAGGCCCUCAAGAAAGACGGGCUCAGGGGCGUGCGUCUCGGCGUGCCGCGCAAGGUCCUCGAGGGCGUCGACGCGAACGUCCUGAUUGCGUUCAACAAGGCGCUGAAGGACCUCACGGAACUCGGCGCGACAGUUGUCGACCCCGCAGACUUCGGAGAUGGGUGGGACUACGAGGAGGUGCAAAAUCGCGAGGACGUCGUACUCUGUGGGGACUUCAAGGUCAACAUUCACAGUUACUUGUCUAAGCUCGUGGACGUCCCGACGGGCGUGCGCACCCUUGCGGAUCUUAUCAAGUUCAACGAGGACAACAGGGAGAAGGAGCUUGUGGAGCCGUACUGGACGGACCAGGCGAGGUUCGUCAAGUCCAAUGGCGUGCACCAGGACCCGGCAUUCUGGGAGGCACUGGAGUGGGACUACCGCAUGGGCAGGCAGGACGGCGUCGACGGCCUGCUGAAGAAGUACGGGGUCGACGCGAUCCUCAUCCCCACCGCCAGGGCGUCCCGUCCCGCCGCGGUCGCAGGCUAUCCCGUCAUCACUGCCCCCGACGUCGCGCUCACGGAGGCGAGCCCAACACGUAUGAACGGCCCGAACAUGCCCUUCGGGAUCUCGUUCCUAGGAACGGCGUACAGCGAGUUCCAGCUCAUCCAGUACGCGUAUGCGUAUGAGCAGGCGACGAAGCACCGGCUGGAGAAGAAGGCGUACCCGGAGGCGAUACCGAAGACGCAGCUGGCGGACGUGAUGGGCAAGUAGUGGGGCAGCCCCACUGGGUAGAUCGGUAGACAACGUGAGAUGGCGUGGCGUAGCGUUAGGGUCUGACAAAGGGACAGAGGCUUCGCGGGCUGUAUAGAAAUCAGCUACGAGGAAUGGUCCGUGGAUUAUAGGAUACAAAGCGAUGCAUGCUAUAGAAGAGAGUCCGAACUGUGCAGCUCUGAUGUCCAUGCAAAGGAACCGGCAAAGCGAGGCUACGGGUGUGCGCGAGGUCUGCGG
This is a messenger RNA of Fomitopsis serialis, 1746 nucleotides long. RefSeq names its product amidase signature enzyme. The transcript is spliced from 8 exons. The record is from RefSeq and is a predicted model, not a curated record. The coding region runs from base 1 to 1509 and encodes 502 amino acids. NCBI's taxonomy places the organism in Eukaryota, Fungi, Basidiomycota, Agaricomycetes, Polyporales, Fomitopsidaceae.